Molecule: messenger RNA, 4201 nt
Organism: Lytechinus pictus (painted urchin)
Lineage: Eukaryota; Metazoa; Echinodermata; Echinoidea; Temnopleuroida; Toxopneustidae
Product: dopamine D2-like receptor
Exons: 1
Coding region: 3169-4164 (331 amino acids)
Biological process (GO): phototransduction; cellular response to light stimulus; G protein-coupled receptor signaling pathway
Cellular component (GO): plasma membrane
Molecular function (GO): G protein-coupled photoreceptor activity
Source: RefSeq, a predicted model, not a curated record
AUGAAUCUUGGCUGCGAGCAUCGACAUUGAUGCUUUUGCCAUUUUUCAGGUAUCGCACAUUACUAGUGCGAUCGUGACUAAUUGAGUCGACACCCGCGGACCUCGACUUGUUAGGUGUCAAUACACUAAUGGGUUCCUGUAACAAUCGUCCCUGAGUAAAUAUGCGUUGCUAGAUUGCAAAACUAAUGGGGUAUUGCAAGAAACUUGCGAUCAAUUGCAAAUAUAUCUGAACGGUCCCUAAAUCAGACAUUAUGUCUUGCAAUUUAUUUCAAAUUUGCAAUAAAUGAUCUGCUUCUUGUAACAAGGAGUUACACUGAAUUGCUAUAUUGUUCUAUCAAUUGUAAUAUUGCAACAGAAAUAUCAUUUCAAACAUUUUCUAGCAACAUUUAAGUUUUGCUAACUUUUCAUGUCACGUGUUCCCAGUCAAAAUACAAGUCAAACACAAUCAAAAGAAUUAAAACGAAAAAAAGAAAUAUAUAAUUUUGAGGAUAUAAAUAAAAAUUGAUAUUUGGAGAAGGCAGAGAAAGGGUCUCCCCCACAUUCUGCUCCUCCAUCCAUAUGAAUUAAGAUCAUGAAAAUGUCUGAAAUAGAGCACUUCGAGAGGAAAACAUCUAAACAUCUGUUCAGUGUUUAUUAAAGGACAAGUCUACCCCAACAAAAAGUUUAUCUUAAUAAAAGGAGGAAAAUCCUACUGGCAUAACAAUAACAAGUGGAAUGCCUCUGGCGGUCUCACCUGCAUCACGCGAUUCAAUAUAGCAACAGUGCUGACUUUGAAAACUACUAUAAAAUAAUUAUUCACAAAAAACACCAUUCAUAUAAUGAUACAAUACUACGUUCAUUGACAUUUGACCUUGAUCAUGUGACCUAAAACUUGUCAGUGAUACUUGAUUACCCCUAUAUCCACAUUUUAUACACUAUAUCUAUAAACUUUGAAAGUUAUGACAGCAAUCUAAUAAUUACGUCUAAAAUGGCCACCAGAGUUCAUUGACCUUACAUGACCUUUGACUUUGAUCAUGUGACCCGAAACUCGCACAGGAUGUUCAGUGAUACUUGAUUACUCUUAUGUCCAAGUUUCAUGAGUCAGAUCCAUAACCUUUCAAAGUUAUGAUGGUAAUUCAACAGAUACCCCCAUUAUGGCCAAAGUUCAUUGACUUUUGACCUUGGUCAUGUGACCUGAAAUGCGCACAGGAUGUUCAGUGAUACUUGAUUACUCUUAUGUCCAAGUUUUAUGAACUAGACCAAUAUACUUUCAAAGUUAUGAUGGUAAUUCAACAAAUAACCCGUUUGGCCAAAGUUCAUUGACCCUAAAUAACCUUUGACCUUAAUCAUGUGACCUGAAAUAUGCACAGGACGUUCAGUGAUACUUGAUUACUAUUAUGUCCAAGUUUCAUGAAUCAGAUCCAUAAACUUUCAGUUAUGAUGGUAAUUCAUCAGAUACCCCCAAUUUGGCCAAAGUUCAUUGACCCUAAAUGACCUUUCACCUUGGUCAUGUGACGUGAAACUCAUGCAGGAUGUUCAGUGAUACUUGAUUAAGCUUAUGUCCAAGUUUGAUGAACUAGGUCUAUAUAUUUUCUAAGUUAUGAUGACAUUUCACAAACUUAACCCUAGGUUAAGAUUUUGAUGUUGAUUCCCCCAACAUGGUCUAAGUUCAUUGACCCUAAAUGACCUUUGACCUUGGUCAUGUGACAUGAAACUCAGGCAGGAUGUUCAGUAAUACUUGAUUAACCUUAUAGCCAAGUUUCAUGAACUAGGUCCAUAUACUUUCUAAGUUAUGCUGUCAUUUCAAAAACUUAACCAUCGGUUAAGAUUUGGUGUUGACGCCGCCGCCGUCGAAAAAGCGGCGCCUAUAGUCUCAUUCUGCCAUGCAGGUGAGACAAAAAUUGCAUCAAAAUUGGAUGUAAAAUGAAAAAGUUAUGACGUUUCAAAGUGUCACUUAAUUUCACAAAAGAGUUAUAUAAUGAACAUCCUGGUCGGUAUGCAAAUGAGGGGACUGAUGACGUCAUCAACUAUUUCUUACGUAUCUUAUUAUAUGAAAUAUGAAAAAUUCUAAUUUGCUCCUCAUCGUGAUGUGAAACAAAAUUGUAUUCCCCCCUAUACAUGUGGAAUCAACAUUAUUUCAAAAGUUUAUGGUUACGUCAAGACAGUGUUUUAUAACUCAAACAAUAAAGAACAAAAGAAAUAGUGAGUGACAUCAUCUACUCUCUCGUUUGCAUAUCACUGCGUUGUGCAUAUACAUGUAACUGUUUUGUGAAAAAACAAGCAAAAUUUAGAAAUGUCAUAACUCUCUUAUUUUACAUCCGAUUUUGAUGAAAUUUUCAGUGUCAUGCUCGUUUGAUUUUUCUCUAUCGAUUAAAAUCCUCAAUUUUCUGGGGUGAACUUGACCUUUAAAAUUGUUUUCUAUACAUUUACACGCGCUACGGAAGUAAUAAAUCAUAAAAGCCCUACACAAGCUAGGAAAAAGAAACUGGAUAAAUCAUUGAAGAUAUCUUUAUGGCUCCAUGAAAGAAUCAAUUACCUUUUGGAAUUACACGAGCUGUAGUUUAGGGCCAUUACUUUUAUGAAGAACGGCGUUAAAAAUAGUACAAUAUUGAAAAUAUAAAGAUAUAAAUAAGGCCACGGAGUUUCAAUAUGGGUGUGUAUUGGGCUGGAAAGAUAAACGACCAUUCUUAAGGAACACGGAUGAAAAUGUUAUCAAUAACCGUACCGUCGCUACGAAGUAGAUGAUCAAAGAUCAACUUCGCGCUGUAUUUGCUAAAGCAAGAGCAUAAUAAUAAUUAAACAAGAAGAUGUCUGCUUGAACAGGCUAGGAGAUAAUAUAUAGUAUGUACAGAUGGAACCCGAAACGAAGCAGUGAUGAAGACAAGCAUGCUCUCAAUAUUGUGCUUUCUGGUUUCGAAUGCAUUCAAAAGGUGUUAAGAAAGAAGAUUGAUGUCACCGUCAAGAAUGUGGAUAUAUUAUGAUAUUUUGAACGCAUGCUUUCAUAGAAAAUGACGUGACUUUGCCGUAACUAAUUAUUCCGAUACAGCUUGGUCGUGUUGGUACUUCUAAGACACACUUCGCUUGUCCUCUACUAUCUUUGCAACUAUUUUUCAUCGAAAAAUCUUCUGUAUUGCUGUAUGACAAUUUUUAACAAAUUCGUGGAAAUGAUAUAGUUGACUUCCUUAUAAAAUGAAUUACACGGAUGAUCCUUCUUACACUAUGGCGGGUGCAGAGAUUGUGGAAGUCAUUCUCCUAGGAUUAGUCUGCGUCAUAGGUACGAUUGGAAAUCUUCUCGUAGUUGUUGCCGUAAUUACAACCCCAUCCCUUCAGGUCAGGCAGAAUGUCUUCAUUCUUGUUCUCGCAAUUACAGACCUUAUCAAUGCGGGAAUCUCAACGCCGUUUUUCAUGAUUUGCCUUGUUCAUGGUGGAUGGCCCUUCAAACAGGAAGCUUGUAUCUUUAUUGGAUACGUGACGAUACUGUGCCUGACCACGUCAGGCUUGACGGUUAACUGCAUCGCAGUCUGCCGUUACGUUACAGUGGCAUACACCAACCCAGUACGUCGGAAGGUCAUUCAUGGAAGGGUAGUCAUUGCAGCUUCGGCGGCACUGAUUUUCAUCGUUAUAAGUGCAGUGCUGCUACCUGUCUUCGGAUUUGGUAACGUGGGCUUUAACGAAAAGCUUGGACAUUGUUCGUUGAAAUACGAAAAUCAGUUCGAAUGGUACUACGGCGCCAUGAUGUUCGUGAUAGGCCUUAUCUGCACGGUCACGAUAGUUCCAGUCAGCUACACCCUUAUUUUCUGGAUCGUUCGAAAAAGCAAAAUUGCAAUUGAAAACAUGACACUGGCCAGUCGAACUGACCCAUGCAACGACAUAUCCGAGAAGCCGAAGGCUGAUUCCCCGAAGAUCAGCAAUCCACGUAGAAACAUGAGUCGCGACGAGUUAAGACUUUCGAAGAAACUUUUGAUGCUUUAUGGACUAUUUUUGUUCUGUUGGGUACCCUAUACUUCGGUUAUCCUUGCCGACAAAAAUGGGACCGUCCCAAAAGAAGCGCAACGCGCAACAAACUUUCUCCUUUGGAUGAAUGCUUGUUUAAACCCCUUCCUUUACGCCUGGAUGAUACAAAACUAUCGACAAGCAUACAAAAGAAUCCUAAGCAGAUUGUUCUGUCAAAAAGGGUUUUGGUGAUUCGAACUGAGAAUACUGAUAACUCGCCAAAAUUUUC